Molecule: messenger RNA, 558 nt
Organism: Ustilago hordei
Lineage: Eukaryota; Fungi; Basidiomycota; Ustilaginomycetes; Ustilaginales; Ustilaginaceae
Exons: 3
Coding region: 1-558 (185 amino acids)
Biological process (GO): mitochondrial respiratory chain complex I assembly
Source: RefSeq, a predicted model, not a curated record
AUGGCCGCCAACAAGAACAACGAGCAGGUCGUCACCGAGACCUUCUCGGAACGCUCUCCCUUUGCUGAUGGUAUGACCUCGGGCGCUGUUAGCGCAGGCGCUGGUCUGUUCGUCAGUGCUUUUCAGAACAGUGUACAGACCCACAACAAAGGUGCCCUCGGUGUCUUUACCCGCACAGGCAGCACGAUCGCUCUUUUCACCGCCAUGGGAGGCAUUUUCUCUUACACUGACUCGACUGUCGCAAACUUCCGCCAGAAGGACGAUGCCAUCAAUGGCGCUGUUGGAGGCUGCGCUGCCGGUGUUGUGCUCGGUGCUGCUGCUCGCUCGGUACCAAUGAUGUUCGGUGGUUGCGCUUCCCUUGCUGCGCUGAUCGGCACCUUUGACGCUGCAGGCAAGUCGCUCCAAGGCGCAUACGCUCGCCCAACACCAACAGACUUUGCCCACGGCGACCAUGACACAUCUCAUGGCUCAGGCGAGAAGGGCUGGAGGGAAGCACGAGAGGCUCGUCGCCGAAGCUUCUUCAAGCAAAAGAAGAAAGACGUCGAGUCCGAUGCAUAG